AAUACUUUAAUGCUUGUAAUUACCUUUUAUUUAUAAAUUUUAAUGCAUUUAUUAUUCUUAAGUACUUUUUUGAGAAUUUAAGUUAAAUAUAAAACCUAUUAUUUUUGUUAAUCAAAAUGGAUGGUGAAAAUGACGAAGAAGUAGUACAAAGUUGGAUUAUAGAUAAGCUCUCCGCAGUCGAUUGUCAAGCGGAUAGCGAUGUUUUAGCCAAGUAUAUUAUAGCUUUGUUGACUUCUCAGCCAGGGAAAUCCGAAGCUGAAUUAAGAAAACUCUGUGAGGAUGAACUUUAUAUAUUUCUAAGUGAAGACACACAGACAAUAGUUUCGGAUUUAUUUACCUAUUUGGCAAAACGUAGUGAAAAGAAGGUCAUCGCUAAUAAUAUUAAGCAAGACACUGCUAAAUCUGUCCAAAGUACUAGCGAUUUUUCAAUACAAAGCCUUGUCCCUGAUGACUCCUCAGUUUUAAGUCCAAACGGCGAUGAUGACUUUACACAAGGACAAGCGGGGUUUCCAAGUGGGGGUGUUGAAGGGGAACACGUUGUUUAUAAAAAUAAGGAUAGAAGUCGACUUAAAGAUUUAGAGAAAGCAAAAACUAGAGAGCAUAUUCGGUAUGCCCACAGAGAUAAAAAUAAAGAGAGAUACAUGUACCGUGAUAGUGAAAGACUAAGGAGUGCCAGCCGUUACAGGGAGCGCCAAAGAGGAGAACUUUCGCCGAGCCAGUCUAUUUUACUAACUAAUUUCUCUUCCAAACGACGUCACGUGGCGCGGCCUUGUCGUGAUUACGAAGAGCAGGGUUAUUGUAUAGAAGGAGACAGGUGUGCCUAUGAUCACGGCGAAAACCCGGUGGUUGUGAAUGCCGACACACACUCCGUACCCGAAGUGGUUCAAAAACUACCUCCGGCGAUUGCUAACCGUCUCCCCCCAGCACUUGCUUCCCGCUUGAGUGCCCAGCCGCCCAGCAGCUUUGAUGACGAGUACAAGCCAGAAUCUGUGCUCCCCCAGGAUCUUGCUCGGGAACUUAAUAAUAACUACAGAAGCCAGGCUCCUUUGGCUCCAGAUGGGCGCAGCGGAUCGACUGCGAACCACCACGCCGCUCCCAAAAGAUUUGUGUCUCAAGAUGGCAAGCGCUAUACGGCUAUAUUGGAAUUGUCGAACGUCCCUGUUGAGUUUAAUACGCUGGACAGGAUAAUGAACCAUUUUAAGAAGUUUGGCCCCAUUCUGAAUAUUCACGUUCGCUACAAAAACAACCCACAAGUUGCCCGAGUCCAGUUCAAGCAUUCCCUGGACGCCAAGGCUGCCUAUUCGUCCCCGGAGGCCCCCUUCGGCAAUAGAUUUAUCAAGAUUUACUACGCACCCGUGGACGACAGCGGUGGUAGCGCUGUGCCCUUAAAAACAGGAGGAGCCACAUCUUCGCCUGAGGCAGCCUUUCAUCCGCCCCAGCAACGCGCUCAUGACGUCGUAAAAAAACUGCUUUCGAGCGACCACGGGCGUCGGGCUUCGCUGCGGUACAAGCGGAGGGUUGAGGAGGAAAAGUGCAGGGCAGACGCAUUGAGGCAGUUGCAGGAGAUGCAGAAGGCCAAGCAACACUUAGUCAGCGAGAAUAUGAAGCAACAGGAGCUUAUCCUUGAAAAACUCCAGCAGAAAGGCAUAACAACUGCAGUCAAAAAAGAGUUAUUAGAAGCUCUUCAGCAGCUUCAGCUGGCCAUACAGUCAAUUAAGCCUGCGAUGCCGAAGGUGACCCUUUCUAAGAAAGAGCUCACGCGGAUCCAGCUCGAUAGACAACUGGAGGCCCUCUCGCAGGAGAGAGAACUGGCUCGGUCCAAGCAGGAGUCGACCCGCGUGCUGGAGGAGAAACUGGAUGAUAUGAAGAAGGAGGCUAUUUUUCUUGGUUUGCUCAAUAAUGGUGAAGGCCGCAUCUCGAGCAUAGCGGGGGCAGCGACGUACUCCAUCGAUGACACUGACCUUAACUUUGACCUUGACGAAGACGACGAGCCAGUAGAGCUGACCGAGUAACGGUCCGUGAGAUUGCUUCCUGCUAAACUGCCUUCCUGUUGUUAACAAAGUCUUAUCGCGGUAUAAUAAAAAAUGUGAAAUUCGUUUUA
This is a messenger RNA of Zophobas morio, 2101 nucleotides long. RefSeq lists its product as uncharacterized. Gene Ontology annotation, cellular component: nucleus. Gene Ontology annotation, molecular function: RNA binding; metal ion binding. The record is from RefSeq and is a predicted model, not a curated record. The transcript has 9 exons. Lineage: Eukaryota; Metazoa; Arthropoda; Insecta; Coleoptera; Tenebrionidae. The coding region runs from base 117 to 2012 and encodes 631 amino acids. Gene Ontology annotation, biological process: mRNA processing.